Molecule: messenger RNA, 986 nt
Organism: Gossypium raimondii (Peruvian cotton)
Lineage: Eukaryota; Viridiplantae; Streptophyta; Magnoliopsida; Malvales; Malvaceae
Product: cyclin-dependent kinase inhibitor 7
Exons: 4
Coding region: 172-753 (193 amino acids)
Biological process (GO): negative regulation of cyclin-dependent protein serine/threonine kinase activity
Cellular component (GO): nucleus
Molecular function (GO): cyclin-dependent protein serine/threonine kinase inhibitor activity
Source: RefSeq, a predicted model, not a curated record
UCGCCAAACCGCCCUUUUUUUAUAACACAUACUCUCCAUUCUCUCCUCAAUGAGAAACCCCAAAAAUAGCUAAAAAUGAAAAAUUUGUUAUUUUUGCUAUAAAAAAAAACAACUCAAAGAAACGAAAAAGUUGUACGAGGAGCUCUAAACGAAGUGCAGAAACAGCAGGAGAUGGAAUCUUCAAGGACAAGUUUCACAUUGUCAAAGAGAAGAAAAACCGUUGAUUCUAAAGAUUUGCAGGAAUUGGAGUUACCACCGUCAACGGACAUUAAACUCGGAAACUCUCGUCGCCGUUUCCUUUCGGAUUCGGGGGACAAACCUAUUCAAGUCUCCACUUCCUCGAAUUUCGCCGGAGAUAUGUGUUCGAGCCUCGGCUCCGGCGAUGGUUCAUGCUCGGCUUCACGUUGUGUUAGCAAUGAGUCGUGUGAUAUUGUUAAGCAUAGCUCGAGGUUCGUAGAUCUAGAGGUCAAGAGUUUCGGAACUGAAAUAUCAACGUGCAUCAACAACACUAACAAAUUCAGUACGAAAACAACUCCAACAAUCGAGCUCAUCGGAGACUCAGAGGAACCGCCACAUAGAAAUACGCCUCCGUCUCCAUCACCAUCACCGCCGCCGACACAAGCGGAGAUCGACGAGUUCUUCUCCGUCGCUGAAAAGUACGAGCAAGUCCGAUUCUUAAAAAAGUACAAUUAUGAUAUUGUCAAGGAUGUCCCUCUUGACGGUCGAUACCAGUGGAUUCGGUUAAAGCCCUGAAAGUGAGAAGGAAAAGAGAGAUAUGUUAAAGUUACAGGUGGUAGCACGGAGAUAUAGCACCUGACAGUUGACAAAUACCAAAACAGGUGGAGAAUAUCGCUUCUUUUUCACUUAUUUGUACAGUUUUUUUUAUUUUUUAAAAUUUGAACUAAUUUUUAUUUAUAUUUUUAAGUAAAUUAGCAUUGAUAGGGAAUUUUGUUAUUUAUUUGAAAGUUGUGUUUUGUUUGAGCUUU